Molecule: messenger RNA, 2129 nt
Organism: Mangifera indica (mango)
Lineage: Eukaryota; Viridiplantae; Streptophyta; Magnoliopsida; Sapindales; Anacardiaceae
Product: putative hydrolase C777.06c
Exons: 12
Coding region: 277-1335 (352 amino acids)
Source: RefSeq, a predicted model, not a curated record
CGUCUCAGGCUCAAAUUAUGUUUGCUCUGGAAUGCUUUGUUCCGGACCCAAUAAUUGGACCUCAGGUUUUCUGGGUUCAGUCAGGCUUGUUUCUUUCUUCACUGUUCGCUAGUCUUUAUGCCUCAAAACUUUACGUACAAAUCUAACGAAAAGUGAAAACUUUCGUAAAUUUGAUUACUAAAAUUUCCCAUUCUCUUUUCGAGCUCUGAAAAACGGUUAAAAGCUUUGGGCUUUUUAUUUUUUAUUUUUUGGGUAAAUAAAAGUUUUGUGCUUUGAAUGUCGAUGGUUUCGUUUCUAGGGUCAGUGAGGCCAGCCCCGUUUGCCAUGUCCUCUUUUGGACCAUAUCGGCGCCAAAUAUCUCUCUAUAGCUCUCCUCUUUCCUUUCCACGAACUGGGUUCUUCCCGUUCAAGAGGAUUCUCCAUGCUUGCUUUCAAUCUAAUUCAGCAAGUAAGGAUCUUGGAGUUCAGUUACCUUCACAUCAAUCUGAAAUCAUAUUUAUUGGGACGGGAACAAGUGAAGGGAUCCCUCGUGUGAGCUGCCUAACAGAUCCUUUAAAGAAAUGCCUGGUCUGCACCAAAGCUGUGGAACCUGGUAAUAAAAAUAGGAGACUCAACACUAGUAUUCUCAUUCGCUACUCUGGGCCAUCUGGAAGACGCAACAUUCUGAUAGAUGCUGGAAAGUUUUUCUACCAAAGUGCUCUACGAUGGUUUCCUGCUUAUGGGAUAAGAACAAUUGAUGCGGUUAUAAUUACUCAUUCUCAUGCUGAUGCAAUUGGAGGUCUUGAUGAUCUUCGUGACUGGACAAAUAAUGUACAGCCUUACAUUCCAAUUUAUGUUGCAAGGCGCGAUUUUGAGGUGAUGAAGAAGACUCAUUAUUACCUAGUCGAUACAAGUGGCGUUAUCCCUGGGGCUGCGGUUUCUGAAUUGCAAUUCAAUAUCAUAAACGAGGAGCCAUUUGUUGUUCAUGACGUGAAGAUUACACCUCUACCAGUGUGGCAUGGCCAUGGAUAUCGUUCCCUUGGGUUCCGUUUUGGCAAUGUUUGUUACAUAAGUGAUGUUAGUGACAUACCAGAAGAAACUUAUCCACUUCUUAAGGACUGUGAAAUCCUGAUUAUGGAUGCUUUAAGGCCUGAUCGGUCUUCUGCAACACACUUUGGGCUUCCAAGGGCCUUAGAGGAGGUGAGGAAAAUCAAACCAAAGAGAGCACUUUUCACCGGUAUGAUGCAUCUCAUGGACCAUGAAAAAGUGAGUGAAGAUCUCACAAAUUUGAUGGACACAGAAGGUCUUGACGUACAACUAAGUUAUGAUGGAUUGUGUGUGCCAGUAAUGCUCUAGCCUUUUUCUUUAUUUCUAAUGUGGCCACAAUGAGCUGCAACAUCAUUUUUAUACAACAAUAUGACCCCAUUCUUUCCCCUCGAUGUUACCAAACACAAGGUUGAAACUGCAACUCUUACCAAACAUUUAAAUACAUGGUGAAAUAAGAAACUCAUGACUUUUUGGCAAAGUCCCCCGACUUUGACAACACCAACUUUUGGCUCACCCUUCAAGUUUUACUUUUAGUAUAUGCUAUAUAUUCUUUUCUUUCUCUUUUCCUGGCAUACACAUGUUUGAAAACAAGAGAGGGUGGCUUCAUUGCCUCACUACAUGUCACCGUGGGACCUGCUUAAAACCUUUUCGAAAUGCAUGUACAAUAAUUGCGGUAGUAGUCAACACAAGAUUCUCCUGCUUUUGGCAUGCGUGAAGGCGGUACACAUUCACUCAACAAAAGGUGAUUGUUACAAUUUUUUGGACCAUCUACACCAAAGCAUGUUUUACAAAAUUUUUGGGAAGAUUGGUUUGAGUGUCCAUUCUGGGUUGAAUUUUUUGCUUAUGGUUAAAUCUGCUAGAUUUUGAUGAUGACAAAUAGUUUGUUCAAGCUUGGACGAACUUCCAGAGGGCUGUGUUCAUUCAAAUAUGGUUGAAUAAGAGAUUGCAUCUCUUUCCUUCCAUAAUUUUGUUUCCCAUUGACCACUACAAAAUUGGCUGAUAUGUAAUUCACUUAACUGUUUAUAAUUUCUUGAAUUCGAGAUAAACUUUGAAGAAAUUUAUGGAACACCCAUAUGGAGGGAAUGGAGCUGUUGAGUCCCCGA